UACUCCUCCCAAGGCAGUACACUUCUGCAGUUCUCCUCCCAAGGUAGCAGACUACUGCAGUACGCCUCCCAAGGUAGUAGACUACUGCAGAACUCCUCUCAAGGCAGUAGACUACUGCAGUACUCCUCCCAAGUCAGCAAACUACUGCAUUACUCCUCCCAAGGAGGUAGACUACUGCAGUUCUCCUCCCAAGGCAGUAGACUACAGCAGAACUCCUCCCAAGGCAGAAGACUACUGCAGUUCUCUUCCCAAGGCAGUAGUAGACUGCAGUACUCCUCCCAAGGGAGUAGACUACUGCAGAACUCCUCCCAAGGCAGUAGACUACUGCAGUACUCCUCCCAGGGCAGUAGACUUCUGCAGUACUCCUCCCAAGGCAGUAGACUUCUGCAGUCCUCCUCCCAAGGCAGUAGACUACUGCAGAACUCCUCCCAAGGCAGAAGACUACUGCAGUUCUCCUCCCAAGGCAGUAGACUACUGCAGAACUCCUCCCAAGGCAAUAGUAGACUGCAGUACUCCUCCCAAGGCAGCAGUAGACUACUGCAGAACUCCUCCCAAGGCAGAAGACUACUGCAGUUCUCCUCCCAAGGCAGUAGACUACUGCAGAACUCCUCCCAAGGCAAUAGUAGACUGCAGUACUCCUCCCAAGGCAGUAGACUACUGCAGAACUCCUCCCAAGGCAGAAGACUACUGCAGUUCUCCUCCCAAGGCAGUAGUAGACUGCAGUACUCCUCCCAAGGCAGUAGUAGACUGCAGUAGUAGAUUGCAGUAG
Messenger RNA from Mizuhopecten yessoensis (Yesso scallop), 769 nucleotides. Its product is annotated as extensin-3-like. The record is from RefSeq and is a predicted model, not a curated record. The annotation marks the transcript as partial. NCBI's taxonomy places the organism in Eukaryota, Metazoa, Mollusca, Bivalvia, Pectinida, Pectinidae. The transcript is spliced from 2 exons.